ACCCUCUCAUAUCCCCCUUUUACCAAAAAACCUUAUCCUCCCAAAAUCCAUUUCUUUUCUCUCAAAAAAAGAAAGAAAUGGCUUCAUCAUCUCUUCAAUUCCUAACCUUAUCUUCAGUCUCUAAAACCCUAUCUUCAGUCACUAAAACCCCAUCACCCCAAUCAUCUUCACUUUCCAUUUUCUCAUCUUCCAUUAAGCCAAUUCCAAAGCUUUUUGCCUCAAGUAUCAAGAUUUAUGAAGCAACCCCAAGAAUCAUUACUAGAAACGUUGCUUCUUCUUCUUCUGGUUUGGAAACUGAUGAACAGCUGUCUAGCGACGGUGAUGAUGAACAGCCUCCGCAAAACUUCUCUCCUGACCUUAAACUUUUCGUCGGUAACUUGCCUUUUAGUGUUGAUAGUGCCGCCCUUGCUGGUUUGUUUGAAGGUGCCGGAAAUGUUGAGAUGGUUGAGGUUAUAUAUGACAAGGUUAGUGGAAGAAGCAGAGGUUUUGGAUUUGUUACCAUGUCAUCAGUUGAAGAAGUUGAGGAAGCUGUUCGCAAGUUUAAUGGCUAUGAACUUGAAGGGAGAGAAAUCAGGGUAAACUCUGGGCCUCCACCAAGGAGAGAGGAAUCUGGUUUUGGAGGGCAAAGAGAAGGUGGCCGUUUUGGCGGCGGCAGUGGUGGCAGAAGUUUUGACAACACUAACAGAGUGUAUGUCGGAAACCUUGCUUGGAGUGUUGACAAUCUUGCUCUUGAAACUUUAUUCAGAGAGCAAGGAAAUGUUGUGGAUGCUAAGGUGGUGUACGAUAGGGAGAGUGGUAGGUCAAGGGGUUUUGGGUUUGUGACUUACAGCUCUGCUGAUGAGGUCAACAGUGCAAUCGACUCAUUAAAUGGCGUUGAUCUUGAUGGUAGAAAUAUUCGAGUUAGUGUUGCUGAAGCUCCACAAAGGCGUCCGUUUUAGACUAUCUAUGUCAUGAGUAUUAGCAGGAAAGUGAUGCUUAUACCUGCAACUACGGCAUUUUGUAUGUGACAUCAGAAUUAGCAGGUUUCAUAAGUGUCCUUAAGUUUUGUAAUGUAUGCUUUUAAACUAUGUACUGAACUGAUUUGUAAUCAAUCAAUAUGGUGUAUGCAAAUUGAAUCUGUUUGGAUC
Molecule: messenger RNA, 1127 nt
Organism: Erigeron canadensis
Lineage: Eukaryota; Viridiplantae; Streptophyta; Magnoliopsida; Asterales; Asteraceae
Product: 29 kDa ribonucleoprotein A, chloroplastic-like
Exons: 4
Coding region: 78-938 (286 amino acids)
Cellular component (GO): cytosol
Molecular function (GO): mRNA binding
Source: RefSeq, a predicted model, not a curated record